UGCAGCUUAGGUGAAAAUGCCUUGUGUAAAAGCAGCUCAAGCUGGAAGACAGGGCCCUGCAAAGAGACAUCUUGCAGAACAAUUUGCAGUUGGGGAAAUAAUAACUGACAUGGCAAAAAAGGAAUGGAAAGUAGGAUUACCUGUUGGCCAAGGAGGCUUUGGCUGUAUAUAUCUUGUUGAUAUGAAUUCUUCAGGGUCAGUUGGAAGUGAUGCACCUUGCGUCGUAAAAGUGGAACCCAGUGACAAUGGACCUCUUUUUACUGAAUUAAAGUUCUACCAACAAGCUGCAAAACCAGAGCAAAUUCAGAAAUGGAUUUGUACCCAUAAGCACUACCUGGGUGUUCCUAAGUAUUGGGGGUCUGGUCUACAUGACAAAAAUGGAAAAAGUUACAGGUUUAUGAUAAUGGAUCACUUUGGGAGUGACCUUCAGAAAAUAUAUGAAGCGAAUGCCAAAAGGUUUUCUCAGAAAACUGUCUUGCAGCUAAGCUUAAGAAUUCUGGAUAUUCUGGAAUAUAUUCAUGAGCAUGAGUAUGUGCAUGGGGAUAUCAAGGCCUCAAAUCUUCUUCUGAGCUACAAGAAUCCUGACCAGGUGUACUUGGUAGAUUAUGGCCUUGCUUAUCGGUACUGCCCAGAAGGAGUUCAUAAAGAAUACAAAGAAGACCCCAAAAUAUGUCAUGAUGGCACUAUUGAAUUCACGAGCAUCGAUGCACACAAUGGCGUGGCCCCAUCAAGACGUGGUGAUUUAGAAAUACUUGGUUAUUGCAUGAUCCAAUGGCUUACUGGCCAUCUUCCUUGGGAGGAUAAUUUGAAAGAUCCUAGAUAUGUUAGAGAUUCCAAAAUUAGAUAUAGAGAAAAUAUUGCAAGUUUGAUGGACAAAUGUUUUCCUGAGAAAAACAAACCAGGUGAAAUUGUGAAAUACAUGGAAACAGUGAGAUUACUAGACUACACUGAAAAACCUCUUUAUCAAAAUUUGCAUGAUAUUCUUUUGCAAGGACUAAAAGCUAUAUGGAGUAAAGAUUAUGGCAAUUUGGACCUCAGUGUUGUGGAGAAUGGAGGCUUGAAAGCAAAAACAGUAACAAAGAAACGAAAGAAAGAAAUUGAAGAAAGCAAGGAAUCUGGUGUUGAAGAUAUGGAAUGCUCAAAUACACAGACAGAGGAACCCAUACAGACCCAAAAUGAGGAUUCAAGAACCAGAAAGAGAGUCCAGAAGUAAUUCAGAUGCUGUGAACCAGCUUCUCUUUUCU
Messenger RNA from Saimiri boliviensis boliviensis (Bolivian squirrel monkey), 1244 nucleotides. NCBI's taxonomy places the organism in Eukaryota, Metazoa, Chordata, Mammalia, Primates, Cebidae. The record is from RefSeq and is a predicted model, not a curated record.